Messenger RNA from Aethina tumida (small hive beetle), 2081 nucleotides. RefSeq names its product organic cation transporter 1. NCBI's taxonomy places the organism in Eukaryota, Metazoa, Arthropoda, Insecta, Coleoptera, Nitidulidae. Gene Ontology annotation, molecular function: transmembrane transporter activity. The record is from RefSeq and is a predicted model, not a curated record. Gene Ontology annotation, cellular component: membrane. The coding region runs from base 334 to 1962 and encodes 542 amino acids. Gene Ontology annotation, biological process: transmembrane transport. The transcript has 8 exons.
CUGGUUGUGGUUUAAUUUGUAACAACGUGUUAUCGGGUGUAUCUUCAUUCGACAGUUGGCUUUCCAGAUUGCAACAAAUCAUUUGGAUUGGGAAUUUGAAGAGAAAUACAAAAUUUAAUUAUAUUUUUAAUUGUUGCCAAGAUUCUAGCUACAUUUAUAUAAACUUGACUGCGGAAUACAUUAAUGACAAAUAACAAAUACAAUACAUAUUGAUGUAUUAAUGUAUAAGAAUAUUACUUCAAAACUAUCUCUAUUAACAUAAGUCGAUAAACUACAAAAUGCACAUCCGUUAACGAACAGAUAAAUACUUGGGAUCAAUACGUAUUGUUAAAUAUGAAAGGAAGUAUCACUUAUGAUGAAAUAUUGUUUGAAGUUAAUAAUGAUGGGCAAUUUCAAAAAUAUUAUAAUUACAAGUACAAUGUCGUUUUUGUAGUUUUGGCUUCUAUGACGUAUUUUAGUUAUGUUUUAUUGCUGGCAGUUCCCGACGUUUGGUGCGCAGUUCCAGGAAUUGAUAAAACCAAUUAUACUAAUAAUGAAUGGAAAAUUAAACAUAUUCCAUGGAACUCGGAGAAAAAUAAAUAUGAAUCCUGUUUAAUAUACGGCCCCAACAAUACAACAAUAAGUUGUCAGAAUGGGUUUGAAUACGAUACAACUUGGUUUGAAGAGACGAUACCCUCCAAGGAAAAUUGGGUAUGUGAAGACAACAUGAAAGUAACACAUGCUUUUGAAUUGAGUCGUGUGGGUGAAAUUUUGGGCACUUUUAUUUUUGGUUAUGUGGGAGACAAAUUUGGUAGGAGAUCAGUAUUCUACAUUUCUUUAACCACACUAUUACUUGGACGUCUAUCGAUGAUUUUUACCAGUAGUUACUAUCCACUAUUCUUAAUAUCCUUAGUUAUUGGAAGUUUAUCUUCUAAUAAUGGAUUUCAAGCGGUUCUCAUUAUUGGGUUUGAAACUACGAAAAUCGAAAAUAGAUCUGUGAUGUCUUUUGUGCAAUGCAUCGCGUGGACUACAGGAAUAUGUAUGUUACCAUUGGUGUAUUGGUUUUUUAAACGCUGGAUUCCUGUUUUAAUAUUUUCCUCUGUACCUCUGACUGGGUUUUAUUUUUUCCGAGGAUACAUGAUUGAAUCUCCCAGAUGGUUAGCCAAUAAAGGUAAAAUCGACAGAGCUCUAAAACAGCUGAACGAGAUACGUAAAAUAAAUAAAACUUCUCUUUCGCCGGAAUUAGUAUCAAACCUUCGUAGCUUCAAAAAAUUAGAUCAAGGCACUUCAUCUAAUAUAUUUCACUUAUUUAAAAAUAAAACUAUUGCGAAAAUUACAAUUACAUCCAUUGUCGCUUGGGCUUGCUACAACUUGGUAUAUGUUAUUUUGUAUUUAAAUGCUACCAACUUGCGGGGUAACCCCUACAUGAAUUUCUUCUGGCAAUGUUUGGCUGAAUUGCCGGGUUACGCAAUUGGGAAAUAUGCUUCAGACUUUUUAGGUAGAAAAUUGUCAAGAAUUAUUUCAUUUGUAAUUACAGGGAUUGGUUGUUUACUAUUGGCAAUAAUUGUUCUUGAUUCUAAGUAUUCCCUAUUGGUCACGAUUAUAGCCAUUUUAAUGAAAGUUACAAUAUGCAUAUGUUACUACUGUACUACUUUGCAUACUCUAGAGAUUUAUCCUACUAACAUGAGACAAAGUGGUUCAUCCAUUGGUUUUUUGGCGGGAAAUGGAGCUUCUAUACUAGCUCCUUCUGUAAUAUACUUGGGCACAACGAUGGAUGUAAGAAUACCAUUUUUUGUGAUUACGUGCUUAUGUUUAGCUGGAACAAUUUUCACCUUUGGUCUGCCUGAAACUCUCAAUAAUAAAUUACCUGAAACAAUUCAAGAUGUUGAAGAAGUUAUUGAUAAACAGAAGUUUUAUACAUUCCGUCAAGUCAAAACGAAUUUAACUUCAGAUAAUAAUUCACAUCUAAUAAAUGAACUAUAAUGUAGUAAUGUACCAGUAAUAUUUUUUAAUAAGAUCACAAUAUUAUAUAACCUAUACCAUUUAAGAAUGAUAUGAAAAAAAUUAUGGUUACAAAAAUAAUCUAUCGAAAUAUUUUUCAA